This is a messenger RNA of Camarhynchus parvulus, 4010 nucleotides long. RefSeq names its product T cell leukemia homeobox 1 (gene TLX1). The record is from RefSeq and is a predicted model, not a curated record. NCBI's taxonomy places the organism in Eukaryota, Metazoa, Chordata, Aves, Passeriformes, Thraupidae. Gene Ontology annotation, biological process: animal organ development; regulation of transcription by RNA polymerase II. Gene Ontology annotation, cellular component: nucleus. The transcript has 3 exons. The coding region runs from base 652 to 1581 and encodes 309 amino acids. Gene Ontology annotation, molecular function: RNA polymerase II cis-regulatory region sequence-specific DNA binding; DNA-binding transcription factor activity, RNA polymerase II-specific.
UGCUUUCAGCAUCCAACCAAUGGAGAGUGAGGGCCUGCAGCAGUAGGCCCUGGGUAGGGUGAUUGAUGGGCAAGCGGGGCGGCGGGCGACCGCACUCACAAUCCGCCGCGCUCCGCUCCGCGGGGCUCCCGGCUUCCCACCGCCCGCCGCGGCGAGGGGUCCCCGGGGCACCCUUGUGUGUGUGUGUGUCCGUGCGUACGUCUGUCUGUCCUGGGUGAGAGGCUCCUGACGUGUUUUGAUACCUGGGGGUGCUGGGUCUCAUCGGAGCGGGACCAGUGUGCCUGGCUGGGGUGUCGGUCUUCGCUCCUGGAAGCUGUCGGGUGUGCGUGGCGCGGUUGUGUCUCCAGUGUCUGUGUCCUGUGCCGCGCUGGGCACGGCUGUCGUGUCCCGGGCUGCGGGGCUGUUUCACUCUUGUACCUGGGCUGCGCAUGGCUGUGCUGCUGUGUCUUCGUGCUGAGCGUGUGGCUGCCGUGUCCCGGCCUUGCGUGGCUCUGCUGGCGUUUCUCGGGGUGCUCUGCCGUCGUGCUAUGGGACUGAGCGCGUAGCCCGCGUUCCGCGGCUCUGUGCGGCCCCGUCGCCGGUUUCGGGGCGGUGCGGGGCUGCGCUGCCCUGCUCGGGGCGCAGGUCCGGCCCCGGUGCCCGAGCGGCGGCAUGGAGCACCUCGGGGCUCACCACCUGCACCAAGGGCAAGCCGAGCCCAUCAGCUUCGGCAUCGACCAGAUCCUCAACACGUCGGAGCCGGGCAGCUGCAUGGUGUCGCACCCGCGGCUGCAGGACUCGGCGGACUACGGGCUGGGCUGCAUCGUGGGCAGCGCCUAUAACACGGUCACGGGUGGCUACGGGGCGAGCGGCGGCGCGGCCGGCGCCUACACCGGCACCUCCUGCAGCAUGGGCGGCCUGCCCGGCUCCUACAACGUGAACAUGGCGGUGAGCAUGAACGGCAACACCUUGAGCUCGGCCGGCGGCGUGAUCCGCGUCCCGGCCCAUCGCCCCGUGGCCGGCGGCGUCCACCAGCCCCUCUCCGCCGCCGUGCCGGCGGUGAACGGCAUGAACAGCCUCACGGGGCUCACCUUCCCCUGGAUGGAGAGCAACAGGCGGUACACAAAAGACAGGUUCACAGUGGCCCUCUCACCCUUCACUGUAACACGCCGUAUAGGUCACCCCUACCAGAACCGCACGCCCCCCAAGAAGAAGAAGCCGCGCACCUCCUUCACCCGGCUGCAGAUUUGCGAGCUGGAGAAGCGCUUCCACCGGCAGAAAUACCUGGCCUCGGCCGAGCGCGCUGCCCUGGCCAAGGCCCUCAAGAUGACGGACGCCCAGGUGAAGACCUGGUUCCAGAACCGGCGCACCAAGUGGAGGAGGCAGACAGCGGAGGAGCGGGAGGCUGAGCGGCAGCAAGCAAACCGCAUCCUCAUGCAGCUGCAGCAGGAAGCCUUCCAAAAAACCAUCAACCAGCCCAUCCAAGCCGACCCCAUCUGUGUCCACAACUCCUCUCUCUUCGCCCUUCAGAAUCUCCAGCCUUGGUCUGAUGACUCCACCAAGAUCACCAGUGUCACCACUGUCGCCUCUGCUUGUGAAUAAGUCUGGCACCCACUGGUGGCACCUACACCUUCUACUGGCAGGGCUGUCCCCAGGGGGACACGAGGCAUCCUUGGUGGGACAUGUAGCAACUCUGUUUCAUCCCAAGGAGGACUGGAACCCCCUGAUCCUCUGGCCACAUGCAUCCUAUGUAUCCAGCUGGCAAAGCCCUCUACAAGGAACAAAAAGAAGGAAAGUCAUCCCAAAAACUCUCCCUAGCCAUGGAGUUGCUGGAGCAGCAAUGCUGUCUCACCUCCCCCCAAUCCUUUUGUUCUCCUGAAAGUCUCCAGUGUCGACCCUGAACUUGCUGAAGUGCUGCCAGACAAAAGCCUAGCCCUGACAGACACAGCCGCUGGUGAUCAUCCUGCUGGGGGAGAGGAAAACUUCCUUAGGAUUCUACUGGCGGCAGUGCAAAGUCUAUGUACACCCAUAUAUACAUGUAUAUCUAUAUAUAGAUAUAUAUAGAUAUAUGUUUUGAACUGUUGGCUUGAAAGAAAAGGAGAAGGCUCCCUGGGAAGCAUGGUCUCUGCUGUGAGCCUUCUUGGGUUGUCUGCACCGGGGACGUUCGGGGAUGCAACAAAUGGAGGAAACAGCAGCAAUUUCUGCUUGUGCCAGAUGGGAACCCUUCAGAUCUCACCUCGCUGUCUCUCCUCCCCUUUUUCAUUAAUUUUUUCUUGCAAGGGGGGAACAAGAGAAGGAUCUGACAGACUCCUGAGGACGGUAAAUAUGAUAUCUCAAUUGUAUGAAGAGCCCAAACAGUCCCUGGCUGCCACGGACUCUGUGCCCAUCAGCGAGUAUUUUAAUAACGAGAAGACCUGGGUGGCAGUUUGUGGGGGUAAUGCAGUUUCUUUCCAUGGAAUAUUUCCAUAUAAUUUGCAAAAUGUUGUCCAAUGUUUUAUUUUAUCCAUUUCCAAUUAGAAGGCAGUUCCUGACAACAAAAAAUUUAUUUCACUCUCAGCUGUUUAACUUAGUUAUUCUUUUAAUUGUACCAAGAGAAUGAGACAAAAUUAAACAAAGCACUUCUAGCAAAUGCCAGGAAUAUAUAGCUAUAUAUAUAUAUAAACAAUAUAUAUUUUUCAGUUACUUAUAAUCUAAAACAGCACUGCCAAUUUAAGCAGUUAGUACAAACAAGCAACCAGAAAACCAAUUUUCAGUGAGAUUUUUAAAGGCAUUCAUUUGUUUGCUUUUGUUUUGUUGUUUUGUUUUUUUUUUAAGUUAUGCACUUACAAGGUGUUUUAUGUGUAUUCAUUUUAUAAAGUGCUUGUGUAAUUUAUGUGGAAAUGAAAAAGAAAAUAAAAAAUCUCCAGGGUACUGAAUAAAUCAUUUAAAGCCUUGCUGUUCCCUGUCUAUUAGUUCCCCAAGAGGAGACAGCAUAUCACUACUACUGCUGAAGCCUGUGCUUUUUUUUUUUAAAUAAAAAUAGAGUUAGCAUUUCCAUUUGACUUUGCUCAGGUCCACUUGUCUUUGGAAGCUCCAGAUGUAAUAUGCUGUGUUUUAAUCUCUGGUCCUAUAAACAUUUUCAGGCUCCAACCCAACAGUGCAUUUAGUUUUUGCUUUAAUUGAAGCCUUUCUGGGGGCUUGCUGGGGGUGGCAGGGACUGUGCAUGGGCUUAGCCUUAAACUCAUGUGGAAUAAUUUAUUGAAUAAGACCUUGGAAUGAGGUCUCACCUGGGUUGAGGCAGAUCUACAGAUAUUUGUGUCUGAAACUUAAUAUGGAGAGGGGAAUUUGAAUAUAAAGAAAUGUGCAAGAGUACAUUUUAGAGACAAUCUUGCCGGGGAUUAUUCUGGGCACACUGUUUUCCAUUUGUACUCAGCCUUGCUGCAGGACAUUGUCCCCAGCUUGGCAAGCCCUUCUCAGAGGAAUAUCAAACGGGUGGGAAAACUCUCAUCAGUUUCCUUGCGGGAGACUCCCAGCCCUGUGGCUGGCUUCAGCCUGCUGCUUCCUUCCAGCCCUGGAGUUACUGAGUAAAGGAUGUUGGAGGAUACGGCUGAAAAGGGCAGGCAGCCUCGAGCAGUGGCAGGGACCCCCUGACGUGGCCCUGGGUUCCAGGCUGCCUGUGGGACAUCUGCAACAAAACACCCCAAGCCUCUGAUACCUGGUGGGGGACAGUGCUCCUCGAGGCUGGGUCCUCUGGGUGCAGCGUUGCUGAGGAGUUUGUUGAGGGAGAAUAUGAAUAACCUACUUCAUCCAAAACCUGCUGUUGUAGGACUGGGCUGAGAAUUUAUGGUGCUGCAGGAUUUUCCUGUUCUGCAAUCCAAUGUGUAUGUGAACACAGAGAAACAUCUGCAGCAAUGGAGAGAAAAGAAGCCAGAAAAAGGAAAACAUGAUAAAUCAUGGGAAAAUACGAAACUUGGAGAGCAUGCAUUUUUAGAAAUAUCUUUAAAAGAUGUUGAUUACUGCCAGAAGAAAGCUAAAAUAAAAUAAUAUGUAUU